CGAUAACUGAAUAUAUAAGAGGGCAAGCGCUGCUUAUGGGUAUCUUCUGGGUAUCUUUCGCCGCGUGCGUUAUAAUAGGAAAUACUACGGUGUAUAGCUCACUUGCGUGGAAUCAUUACGACUGGGUUAUUCCUCUUUAUCUGUCCUCUCCGCUUCCUUACUUGCAGCUAGUAGCAGCAAACCCAUUUCUUCUAAAUCGGAAUCAACUAUCUACAACAAUUGACAAAAUGGCAGACCAACUUACAGAAGAGCAGAUUGCUGAAUUCAAGGAGGCUUUUUCUUUGUUUGACAAGGAUGGUGAUGGUACAAUUACCACGAAGGAGUUGGGUACCGUCAUGAGAUCACUUGGUCAGAACCCUACCGAGGCUGAACUACAGGACAUGAUCAAUGAGGUCGAUGCUGAUGGCAAUGGAACGAUCGACUUCCCAGAGUUCCUUACGAUGAUGGCAAGGAAGAUGAAGGAGACUGACAGUGAAGAGGAGAUCAGAGAAGCUUUCAGGGUCUUCGACAAGGAUGGUAACGGUUACAUCAGUGCUGCAGAGUUACGUCACGUGAUGACGAACCUUGGUGAGAAGCUGACAGACGAAGAGGUGGAUGAGAUGAUCAGGGAAGCCGACAUCGAUGGUGAUGGUCAAGUUAAUUAUGAAGAAUUCGUCACCAUGAUGACAUCAAAGUGAGGUCGGCUAGAUAUGACGUCACUUCCGGCCGUUUGUCAACCAGCUCCAGCCGUGACAUCGGUGUUGCCAUUUUGUGGAGGGCUUUCAUCUUUGACUGACAAACUGAAUCACGAAAACAUUGAAAACUCAUCCCAAAUUCUAUUGCACUUUUAUUAACGGAAGAAACCACAAAUUAUCAAGAAACCUGUCACAAAUCUCCACGGUCUACACGGGAUUUCUCGUAAAAUUUUUAUAUACCAAAAUCACGGAGCUUGAUCUUGAGUGUGAACAGCGCCGAGAGCACAAACGUUGGCCCGAAGCAGACAUUGUAUAUAGACAAUCGACCGCGUUCACGUCUUCGUGAUUAUACAAAGUGACAGAAAUGUAUUAUACAUUGAGGACUCGUGUAAAUUUCUGUAUAAUAUUGUGCGUUCCAAUUGUUGUUAUGUGUUUUUUGUUUGUCAAAGAAUUCUAAUUUGUUGAUAAUAUACACAAAUGAAUGACGUUAAUGUUAGCAUUUACACUGAUUUUAUGAAGUUGAACAAUCAUAAACUUUUUUUAACAUAGGUCUCGUAUAUUGGAUAUUAAUUCUAUUUUAAUAUCAAUUUCCCAAGACUUUAUUCUUCGUAACAAAGUUAGACAAUGGUAAUUUUAUGAGCAAUCGAACAACAUUUACUACCAUCAUAGGGAAACAGACAAGGCCUUACUACAAAUGCUGGCAUCAGCUUCAAUACAGAAGCGUGAACUUAUUUAUUUGAAAGUGAUAGCAGGAAAUUAUAUCACGUAGACUAAUGUGCACCUUAUUAUACUCAUGAAAAUUACUCAUUCCAUGUUGUUAGUGAAACAAAAUGUCAUCAGUUUUUGAAUAAAAAAGGAAUGUUUGAAAUA
Molecule: messenger RNA, 1544 nt
Organism: Strongylocentrotus purpuratus (purple sea urchin)
Lineage: Eukaryota; Metazoa; Echinodermata; Echinoidea; Camarodonta; Strongylocentrotidae
Product: calmodulin-like
Exons: 6
Coding region: 36-677 (213 amino acids)
Molecular function (GO): calcium ion binding; enzyme regulator activity
Source: RefSeq, a predicted model, not a curated record